Messenger RNA from Conger conger (European conger), 3131 nucleotides. Its product is annotated as SLAM family member 9-like. The record is from RefSeq and is a predicted model, not a curated record. The transcript has 4 exons. NCBI's taxonomy places the organism in Eukaryota, Metazoa, Chordata, Actinopteri, Anguilliformes, Congridae. The coding region runs from base 419 to 1942 and encodes 507 amino acids.
CAGUCCGUCCAGCGCACAGACCGCUGAGCUCUGUGAAGCCCCAGCUCUGCAAAAGCCACCAAAUGUCAUCUGCACUCCGAAGAACAGCGACAGCCACAGACUCAGUGCUCACACAAUACAAACAAACACGCACACACACACACACACACACACAUACACUCAGACCUACCAGUUCACACAUACGCAGACAAACACACAUUAACUCAGACCGACUGAGUUAAUGUGACCCUCACGCACACACACACACACACACACACACACACACACAAACGCACAAACUCAGACCUGCUCCUUCACACACAAGCCCAGGUAUCUCACACACACAUACACACACACACACACACACAUUGUUGAAGUGAAGGAAGCAGUUGUGGGCCAUAAAGAAGCUCUGUCAUUUCUGCUAAGCUGAUUUUGCACCAUGUCCUCUUCCCUGUUUGCAGCUCUUUUGGUGCUGCAGGUGUUUAAUGCCUGCGGAGAUUCACUGGAGUUGAAUGGAGUUGUUGGAAAGUCCAUUUUGCUUCCCACGGAGGAGGAAGGACUAUUCAAAGGAAUUGGUGACCUGAAAUGGAAAAAGAACAGCGAUGAUGUUAUCACAUUAGUGAGAGGAUCAGAAAACUCACCAUUUCAAAUCCGGCAUUUAGACCCAAACUUCAAAGGGAGAUUGAUCGUGAAUAAAGACACUGGGGCACUAAACAUCAGCAAUCUGAGAGAAGAGGAUUCUGGGGAAUAUGUCUUUGGCGGUAUAAUAUCAUUCAAGUCCCUGGGGCCAGUGACACAUAAACUGCAAGUUUAUGAGAUGAUUGUCUCAGUGCAGGUAACCACCCAGGUCAAUAACAGCACAGACGGCUGUAAUGUGACUCUGCGUUGCAGUGUGUUUGGAAGCCACCAGGUGGCACUGUUCUGGUCCAUAAAUGGAGGCAACAUUCCCGGAACAGAGAACAAAACUACCCUGACUGUGUCCCCCACCCUGGCAGAAGAGAUCUACACCUGUACAGCCAAGAACCCCGUCAGCUCCCAAAGCAGCAGUGUGACAGCCAAGUCCUGCCAACCUCGCGCACCAUCUCCUGGCUUCUCACCGUGUGCACUAAAGUCAGUGCUGUUCUCCACGGGUCUGGUUGCCAUGGUUUCGGCUGUCAUCGCAGUUAAUGUCAGGGAGAGGUGCUGCAGGUCAGUCAUGGUCACUGUGUUUAUAUUUCUCAUCAGCAGUGAGCUUCAAUCUGACACACUCACAAUACAACACAUUCUACCACUCACACCCUACCAUGCACUCACACUCUCUAACACACACUCACACUCUACCAUGCACUCACACUCUACCAUACUGACACACUCUACCACACACUCACACACUCUACCACACACACUCACACACUCUAACACACAUUCUACCACACUCACACUCUCUACCACACACUCGCACACACACACACUCUGUCACACACUCACACACUCUGUUACACACUCACACACUCUGUUGCACACUCACACACUCGCACACUCUGUUGCACACUCACACACUCUACCACACACUCGCACACUCACACACUCUGUCACACACUCACACACUCACACACUCUGUUGCACACUCACACACUCAGUCACACACGCACACACUCACACACUCUGUUGCACACUCACACACUCACACACUCACACUGUCGCACACUCACACACUCUGUCGCACACUCACACACUCACACACUCACACACUCUGUUGCACACUCACACACUCAGUCACACACGCACACACUCACACACUCUGUCGCACACUCACACACUCACACACUCACACACUCUGUCGCACACUCACACACUCACACACUCACACACUCUGUUACACACUCACACACUCUGUCACACACUCACACACUCACACACUCGGUCACACAUCCUACUGCACACUACUGAGCAGCACACUCUCACCUUGUUAAAAGAGGUCUAAAAAGCCACACUGCUGCAGAUUGUAUUGCUUAGUAUGAAUUUCGGAUGCAGUCCUUUGUUUAAAGUUCUUUAUUUCUGUUGUUUUUUCAGAGAAAUGAGGACUGAGGAGGGAGGGUAAAUCUGAUAUUUGGUAUUUGUGUGUGUGUUAGAUUAGAUUACAUUACAUUAGAUUUGUAUUAAAAUUGAGUAAAUGAGAACUCUCACCCUGCCGCAUUAUCUGGUUUGUAAAACUGCAAGCUAAAAUUUGUGAAAAAAUAUAAAAUACAGUAAGUAGUCUUUGCAAUGCCGUACAGUCCAUCUUUUAACCCACCGCUGGGAGGGAAAUGCCGACACAGAUUCUGAUUAUUGGUUUGUGCAAGCUUUGCAGUGAUUGACACUUCGUACCGUCUGGCACCUCCCCCUCGCCACACCUGCACUUCACGCUCACGACUGCUGUCUGUCCUGGUGCCACGGUGGUGGAAUGACCUCCCGGUGGAUGUCAGAACGGCAGAGUCUCUGACCUCCUUCAAGUGCAGACUGAAGACCCAUCUCUUCAGGCUAUACCUUUCCCUCCCCAACUCACAAUCACCGUGAUUAGCCUUAGACCGUAAUGGCACUUAUGUAUAGAUAUCGUUACUUGUAUAGGUAUUGUUGUUGUAUUGUUGUAUUCUAGCUGCCAACUGUGGUAUGCUAGUUUGAAAGUUGAUUGUAUUCUUCAAGGGUUCUGAAUUUCUGUAUGUUUACACUAGGACUCGGAACUGUACUGUCCUCUCAGGUCCACUUUUGCACUUGUUCUUGUGUUUGAUUUGCACUUUGUUGUACGUCGCUCUGGAUAAGAGCGUCUGCUAAAUGCCACGUAACGUAAUGUAAUGUAAUUGUAGUAAUUGUUAGCCAUUAUUUGAUCUUAACAGUUGUGUUAAAUGUUUUUUUUAAUUUUUUGCUAUUACAGUAUUUUUUCAUGUCUGUGAGCUUUUAUGAACUCUCAAAUGAAUCCAAACAAAUCGAAAUCAAAUUAAAUAUGAAAUGUAAAUCAUUUGUUGCACCAAUCAGAGCCUAGCUUGUGCUAUACGUUCUCACAGAUCCAGAGCUGCACUCUGUUAGUACUGUUUGUUACUGUAUUAAGAUGUUAAGCGAUGAAGCUGCCCCAACCGCCUUUCUAAAGGCAAGAGCAAUAAAACGAAGCUCCGCUGGAGUGAUUCAAGAAAUGCCAA